GAUUAGUCCAGCAGAUACAUUUGAAUCGUUUGGUUGCCAGUGAAAGUGUGCAUUGAAAUGUCGGUUACGCAAGUCUUGAUAUUUACAAUCGCGACCUUUAUCGGUUAUUUUAUCCAUUGGUUACGCAAACGCCUCAGCUACUGGCAGAUGCGGGGCAUUCCAUGUGAUAAGCCCAAUUACUUGGUUGGCAAUUUGGUGGGAAUGCGCACGACGCGUUCCUUCGCCGAUAUCGCGCUGCACACAUAUCGCAAAUUCAGAGGUACCGGCCCAUUUUGCGGUUUCUUUUGGUUUCAGCGUCCGACGGCUUUCAUACUCGAUACUAGUUUGGUUAAAGCAAUACUCAUCAAGGACUUUAAUAAAUUCACCGAUCGUGGUUUCUACACAAAUCCAGAGGAUGAUCCUCUCUCAGGCCAUCUCUUUGCUUUGGACGGCCAUAAAUGGCGUGCAAUGCGUACUAAGCUCUCGCCAACCUUCACCUCCGGCAAAAUGAAGCAAAUGGUUUCGACUGUGACACACGUUGCUGCCGAGUUGGGGCUGGUAUUUGAAGCGGCACUGCAAGAGGGACCAACGAUUGAGAUACGUGACUUGUUGGCGCGCUAUACAACUGAUGUGAUUGGCUCCUGCGCGUUCGGUAUAGAUUGCAAUAGUUUGAAGAAUCCCGGCGAUCCCUUCCGCCAGAUGGGCCGCCGUGUGUUUGUAGAUCAGCGCCAUAAUCUGUUAGGCUUUGCAUUCAUAAUACUAUUUCCGAAAUUGUGUCGGCGUCUGCACAUCAAACUAACGCCAGAUCAUAUUACCGAGUUCUAUAUGCGCAUUGUGCGUGAGAACAUCGCUUACCGGGAAUCGAAUAAUAUCAAACGCCAUGACUUCUUCGAUAUGCUUUUGGAGCUGAAAAAUAACAAAAAAAUGAAAUCCGAGGAUGGACAAGCGUUGACAAAUAUAACUGUAGAGGAGUUAGCUGCGCAGGCAUUUGUGUUUUUGGUUGCAGGUUUCGAGACCUCAUCGACAACAAUGGGCUUUGCUUUGUAUGAGCUGGCACAGCGUGUGGAUGUGCAAGAGCGAGCGCGUCGGGAGGUAUGCGAAGUGCUGGCGCGCCAUAAUGGCGAGUUCACUUACGAGUGUAUGAAUGAGUUGAUUUAUCUGAAUCAAGUGAUAUCAGAAACUCUGCGUAAGCACACCAUCGUGCCGAUGCUAACGCGUGAAUGCUUGGAGGACUACCCGGUGCCAGAUCAUCCAGGUUAUGAGAUUAAGAAAGGCAUGUUUGUGGUGAUACCAGCAGUGGGCAUACAUUAUGAUGAGAAUUACUAUCCCAACCCCGAGGAGUUCAAUCCGGAUAAUUUUACACCCGAAAAGGUCGCCGCACGCGACUCCGUUGAGUGGUUGCCCUUUGGCGAUGGUCCCCGCAACUGUAUUGGCCUGCGUUUUGGUCUCAUGCAGACACGCGUCGGUUUAGCUCACUUGUUGAAGAAUUUUAAAUUCAGCGUUAGUAAGAAGACGCAGAUUCCCAUACAAUACAGCAAAACAACUUUUGUGUCGAUGGCUGAGGGAGACAUCUAUCUGCGUGUUGAGAAGGUUUUAGUUUGAUCGGUGGACGCUGAGCUGCAAGUGAUUAGAGAUUUAAGUGAAUAGUACGGUUCUAGAAUUGGCUUGUUGUUCUUUAAGAAAACCAAACCGAUUUGCGAUUUUAUAAUAAUCUAGCUUUAAUUAAUGUGAAAUAAAAAAAUAUUAUUAUUA
Messenger RNA from Ceratitis capitata (Mediterranean fruit fly), 1731 nucleotides. RefSeq names its product cytochrome P450 6a9. Gene Ontology annotation, molecular function: oxidoreductase activity, acting on paired donors, with incorporation or reduction of molecular oxygen; iron ion binding; heme binding. The transcript is spliced from 3 exons. NCBI's taxonomy places the organism in Eukaryota, Metazoa, Arthropoda, Insecta, Diptera, Tephritidae. The coding region runs from base 58 to 1581 and encodes 507 amino acids. The record is from RefSeq and is a predicted model, not a curated record.